GUGAAAGGUUUCCUUCAGGAGGUUGACAGCUGUUGCUAACGUGCUACCUUCAUUGGGAGCUAUUUUGAAUUGUUCCAAGGCUUAAAAUGGCAGAUGAUCAAGGAGAUGAAGCACCUACCCUACCUUGUAUCUUAGUCACAAGUUGUGAUUCCAACUUUAAAGAAGAGGAGCUCAUUAGACAGAUUUUGAGCUCAGAAUCACCACCGCAGCCUAACAGAAUAGAAGAAAGAGUUUCCUGGUAUCCAUGGACGAUCAACAACAAAUACUACACCGCAAACGUCAGCCUAUGUGUCGUAUCAAGUACAUUCGACAUGAAUGCUGAGGUGGCCCGGUCUAUGCAAGCGUUCAUCAUUUAUUUUGACAGCAAAACUAAAGACAGCCUUAACAAUGUCAACUCCUGGUUAUCAGUAGUGGAGGAACUGGCUCCAGAAGUGCUGAUCCUAGUGUGUGACCAUGUGUGCGACAGCGAUGAGGGUGUUAGCAGACAAGAUGCCCAGCAAUGGUGUUUGGCCCAUGCGUUUGAAUUAGUAGAACUUAACCCACAAGAUCUACCCGAUGAAGAUGAUGACUUUCCAGAGUCCACUGGGGUAAAAAGAAUCAUCCAGGCCCUCAAUGCCAACGUGUGGUCCAGCGUUGAGAUGAAAGAUGAACACAGUCAGGGUUUCGGGCUAAUGAGCAGUCUGGUGGCUUCCCGUCACAACAACCCACGGCCCAGUCAAGAAACACUGUCCUCUCAUUCCCCAUCCAACAGUACAGAUGAAGGCACUGAGAGCCAGAGGGCAGAGAAUAACCAGAGUAAUACAGUAGAUACAGCAGUCGAUCCCAUGAUUGACAUAGACAUUCAGGAGCUGGCUAAUCUUACAGCUGGAGACCCAGAUGUGGAGAAUUUUGAACGACUCUUUACAAAGUUGAAAGAAAUGAAAGAUAAGGCCUCUUCAUUGCCACAUGAACAGAGGAAAGUACAUGCAGAAAAGGUUGCUAAAGCGUUUUGGAUGGCUAUUGGUGGAGACCAGGAUGAGAUUGAUGGUUUGUCAUCAGGGGAAGAGAGUUAAAGACCAGUGACUUUUAACCAGCCUCCACUGUUGAUACUCAGCCCACCUUUUGGACCCUCAAUCACCCCAAAUCCGCCCAGUCCAGAGCUAAGAUCCAGUAAUGAGGAACACGCAAGAAUAUGGACAACAGCAGCAUCAUACUGCUUUUACUACUGUAUUUUCUCAACACCCCAAUCAGGCAGUAGAAAUCAGUAUUGACUUUUGGCUUUCAAUAUUAUAAAUUCGGAGCCGCUCGACAGGUUGCAGGGUGCAAGAUUGUGGUCUUAUCCACUUUCUUGCGGUUUUAGUGUAAGUAUGCAGCAACAAACAAUACUAGGAGGAAGCCUAUGGUUCUGUCAAGAGUUGUUGUAAAUCAAAUGACAGAUGGGCUGACAAAUGGAUCAUUUUUCAACUUUUAUUUUCAUGAUGUGACUCACAAUUAUGGACUAUGUUCGAGCAUGUCAUUAGCUGUUCAUCAAUUAAAAAGAAUGAUCUGUA
Messenger RNA from Danio rerio (zebrafish), 1529 nucleotides. It is a transcript of the gene aagab, whose product is annotated as alpha and gamma adaptin binding protein. NCBI's taxonomy places the organism in Eukaryota, Metazoa, Chordata, Actinopteri, Cypriniformes, Danionidae. Gene Ontology annotation, molecular function: GTPase activity; GTP binding. The record is from RefSeq and is marked provisional.